UUCAACGUAUCCUACAUGAGACGCGGGAGGAGAGUUUUGAGUUACUCAAAAUCUCCCGUGUCAAAUCCAAAAACGACUAGGUUUCAAACUCCUAAUCUUACGAUUCCCACCAAAAAGAUGGAUAAAGGAAGGCUGCUUUCAAACUCUCAUAUUAACUGAAUUCAUACUUCCCCGUCGUCGUCUAUCUCUCAUCCUCGCCCUCCUUAAUUCCCGCUUUCAAACCUAUCGUCCUGAUCCCUCCAGAGCAGCGGCGAUUUCACCUUCCGCUUGAUUUGACUUCGCUGUGCAGCUAUCCAGGGUUUCUCGGCGUUCACCUACAAACAGGCUAUGGAUUUCGAGCCGUACGACAGCAGUGGAACUGAUGAUGAUCUUCCUCCAUGUCAAAAUAGGAUUUCUGGAGGUGGUCGCAAUGCUGGUAAUGGAAGAUCUGCCGUCAUGAGUACUGCACCUUAUCCUAGGAUGUAUGGAGAAACUGAUAUGGAGGCUCAGAUUCACCAGCUCGAGAAAGAAGCAUAUAGUUCAGUGCUCAAAGCCUUUAAAGCUCAAGCUGAUGCAAUUACUUGGGAGAAGGAAAGUUUGAUAACUGAACUUAGAAAAGAGUUGAGAUUGUCAAAUGAAGAACACAGGGAACUUCUUAAUAGAGUAGAUUCUGAUGAUGAUAUACGAAGAAUAAGGGAGUGGAAACAAUCCACUGGACAUCAACCGGGCAUACUUAAUAAUCGCCAAACUGUUCAUGAUUUGGUACCUAGUUCAACUGUCUCAGCUUCACGGAGAAAACAUAAAACAGCCUCCGCUUUACCUUCUCAUUCCUUUGCUGGACCAUCGCCUAGUUUCCACCCAGAGCCAGUUACUGCAGCAAACCAGCGGUCUUCAUCAAUGGCAAAUAAAGGGCUUACCAUGGGGCCUAAAGGAAAAAAUCAGAAGCCUAGUAUGCCUGGUGCAUCAAAAAUGCAAUAUCCUCCUAAAACUUCUGGAAGAGGUCAGUUUGUUAAUCGGAUUUCUGAACCUGUUGAAAGUGCAUCAUUGGACCCGUUGGUUGGAAGGAAAGUAAGGACUAGAUGGCCUGAUGAUAAUAACUUCUAUGAGGCUGUCAUAACUGAAUAUGAUCCAGAAAAGGGGACACAUUGUCUUGUUUAUGACAAGGGGACUCCAGAUGCUACAAUGGAAUGGGUCAAAUUCUCUGAGAUUCCCCCAGAGGAUAUACAAUGGCUCGACGGACCUGGCCUUUGGCUCAAUAGAGCCACUGGUCAUGAUAGUUCUCCGGGCACUGGGAGAGGUAGGGGUUUGACUAAAACGCAGUCCAGAAAGGAUAUGAAGCCAUCACAGAAUGGCUCAGCUGAUAUUCGGUUACUCCAUACAGAUACGAUAAUCGAGGAGGUGGAGAGGGUGUUCAGUGCUCCACAUCCUGAACCUGUGGAGCUUGGUGAGGCAAUGGAAGUGCUGAAGGAACAUGAACAAUCAUUAAUGAAUGCCAUUGCAACGCUUGAAAUGAUCUCUGAUGGUGAAAGCGAUGAAAGCGGCCGUUACGAUCUUGAGCAAUAGAAGGAGCAGGAAUAUUGACAACAUUAUAUCAUGACAACUGUUUGUAGUUGAGGAGGGGAGGAGGUGUUUGUAUAAUCAGCAUUUGCUUGACGGCUGUCCAACAACGUAGGUUGUGUGCCAUCUUCAACAUCUUCUUUGCCGACACAAGCGGGAUUCAUGUUUUUAGCUUUAAAAGCACAUGUGGGAGUUGUAAUUAGGUGAUUGUUUCGUAGUCAAGUAUUCUUUUUUUGCUGACA
Messenger RNA from Ipomoea triloba (trilobed morning glory), 1778 nucleotides. RefSeq names its product protein EMSY-LIKE 4-like. Lineage: Eukaryota; Viridiplantae; Streptophyta; Magnoliopsida; Solanales; Convolvulaceae. The transcript is spliced from 10 exons. Gene Ontology annotation, biological process: defense response to fungus. The record is from RefSeq and is a predicted model, not a curated record. The coding region runs from base 328 to 1542 and encodes 404 amino acids. Gene Ontology annotation, cellular component: nucleus.